Pungitius pungitius (ninespine stickleback) is the source of this 6142-nucleotide messenger RNA. Its product is annotated as transcriptional regulator ATRX-like. Lineage: Eukaryota; Metazoa; Chordata; Actinopteri; Perciformes; Gasterosteidae. Gene Ontology annotation, cellular component: nucleus. The coding region runs from base 170 to 5995 and encodes 1941 amino acids. The record is from RefSeq and is a predicted model, not a curated record. The transcript is spliced from 35 exons. Gene Ontology annotation, molecular function: ATP binding; ATP hydrolysis activity; ATP-dependent chromatin remodeler activity.
AGAGAAAAAAAAAACUAAAACAAGAGCAAGCGACCAUUACUCUUGCAGCUAUGCUGUUGAAGGGGUUCGGACUGUGUGCAUAUAAUUAGGGCCCACUUGUUACCAGAAUUAAUUGGUAUCAUGGAAGUAUAAGGACUUGAACGACUUCGCUUGUUCACUACUUCACGAUAUGUCUGCAGCGACGCUGAGCACCACUACAAGCAAGCUGAAUGUAUUGGUCAACAAACUGCACGAGUACUUGGCUCAUUCCACUGUUGAAGACAACAAUGGAGCACCAUCCUCAGAGGAAGCAGAUGGCCUGAUAAACAGGCGCUUUUCUGGGGCGAACUCGACAUGUCAAGCUGCGACAGUGACUCGAGGGCAUACCAAAUACUCAAGGAGAAAACCAUCUGUUGUCAUAAAGCACUCUGGACUGGAUGAAUCUGGGGACUCGAAUGCAAGUGAGGAUGUGGAUCUACCAGUCAGUGUAAAUGGUCGGCUCGACAUCACAAGAUUACCUAAAGGCACUGUUCUGGUCAGGCCUGAACCUGUUGAUAGUGGAAGAGAUGACUUUAGGGGUCCUGAGUUCCGCAGCCGGAAAUCCGGCGUAUUGCGUAAAGAGUUUUCCAGAAGACGUUCAGGAGUUGAACACAUGGAAAUUGUCAGUUGCACUGCAUGUGGCCGACAGGUUAACCAUUUCCAGAAAGACUCCUUCUUUCGACAUCCUGUUCUGAAAGUACUUAUUUGCAAGUCCUGCUACAAGUAUUACUCAAGUGACGACAUUAGUAAAGAUGGAGAUGGAAUGGAUGAGCAAUGCAGAUGGUGUGCUGAAGGAGGCAACCUGAUCUGUUGUGACUUCUGCAGUAAUGCCUUCUGCAAGAAGUGUAUUCUAAGAAAUCUGGGAAGAAAAGAGCUGUCUGGCAUCCUGGAAAGCAAAUGGUACUGCUACGUGUGCAGCCCAGAGACCCUUUUCGACCUGGUGGUGGCCUGUGACAAUGUGCUGGAGAACAUGGAGCAGUUGUGGUACCAGCAGCCCAGGAAGAACCGAGUGGAGCCGGAGAAGUCCGAACUUUACAAUAUGUUGCCACACUCGCCACAAAACAUUCCUCUGGAUAAGUGGGAUCACACUGGAAUGGAUGGUAAUGUGGUUUUCAACUACAACACGCUGCAGAUUUCAAAGGAUGUUACCAAAAAGGCCAAGCAUUUAGUGGACUCGACAAACAUCCUAAACCGGACAUUUGUCAACUUCAUUCAUACUGUGACGGCAGACCAACAAGCACCCACUCUUCGCAAUCUGUACCUGAACUCUUUCAUGACGGUAGUUAAAGGCCUGCGAAAAUCCCUCACAGCACUGGAGGACAGCCUGAAGGAAGAAUUCAGUGACUUGGAUGUCAUGAGUUGUUGGGAAAAGUUCUUUAGCGAUGACUUUGAUGCACAACCUGUGACAAAUGCAGACACAGGGCCAGAGAGCCCUGAUAAAAGAUGCUUGAGUGACUUGCAGAAAUUAGCAGCGGAACAUUUGGAAGAUUAUGACUCCGGUGACUCCAAAGGUUUAAAGCAUCAGGCACAUGCCCGUCCCGGGAAAGACAUGGAUACAGAGUUGCAUGUAGUGAGACCGAGUGCACAAAAGAUUGGCUUGCAGCCUUCUAAAAGCGGGGUCAACAUGACCAAAAAACUAGUAGUGAAACUUACCCCUGUACCAAUGGUGCAUGGUCCAUCCUCCAAUGCCCCAGAGAAGGACAUCCACACGAACGAUAAGAUGUCAGAUGGAAAGGAUGCAUCGGAUGCCCAACAGCCGGGCCUUGUGGGUGCCACAGCUGACAGUAAGGCGACAAAUGACGCCGCCGAUGCACUGCAACAACACCCAGAAAAGGAACAUGGCAAUAGACGCAGUCCGCGCGUGAAGACAACACCUCUGCGGCGGCCGAGCGACGUCCUGGCCAAGACGGCCUCUUCAGCGGCAGACAGCGACUCCGACCGCGAGGAAACCGGCUCUGCAGCAACCAACAAUGCAGAGGAUCAAAGCGGGAACAGAACAAGAGACGACUCUGACUCUGAUGAAGUCCCUGCAGCUCUGCUUGAGCGAGCGGCAGUAACGCUAAGCUCCGAUGAACCCCAGAGCGACGAGAACGAGGGAAAAACCUCAACUAAGGUGGCCAAGAAGUGUCUGUUUUGGCUCACAAAGAACACCCCGAUUUCACCGGAGAACAUGCGGCGCAAGCGCAAAAUGUUGGACCGCUCCCCCGAGUCCGACUCAAGUAGCAGACGGGUAAAACCCCGACGGGGCAGCGGGACGGAUUCCUCUAGUGACGAUCAGGACUCGCAGAAGAAAGUACAGCACCUGAAUACACUGAGGCCAAUAGGGAAGCCUCACCUCGUCAAACGAGAGGAAGAAGCUGUGGCGAGAAAGCAGGGUAGGAUGCAGGCCGGGAAGUCUAAGGCUAAAACUCAUCGGAAAGAUUUGGAGUCAUCCUCAUCAUCCUCAUCAAGCGAGGAGGAUGAUGAUGACGACGAGGAGGAGGAUGACGACUCUGGAAGUGAAGCAAGUGAUCAGAAGAUGAAGCCAAUCACUGAAGAUGUGGCCUUACUGGGAGGAGCACGAUUCCACCAAUCAUCGGGAGAUGAGGAGCAGUCUGGGCCCUCGUGGGCAGCCGCCGCCGCCGCAGCAGCAGCAGAAGAUGAUGAUGAUGAUGAUCCAGAAAAUAGAAUCGCUAAGAAAAUGCUAUUGGCCCAAAUCAAAGCCAACUACUCCUCGGGCGACGACGUCUCUUCGGAAGAGGAGACGCAGGGUGACGACUCGGAGGAUGAGAAGGUCAUGCAGAGAAAUGAUACGGAAACAGAGGAAAAUGGGGAAGAAUUUACUUCAGACUCGUCUGACUAUUCGUCUAAAGAGGCCAACUCCAGGCACCGUCUGCUCCGCCACAAGCUGACCUUGGAUGAGGCGGCUCAGAGCGACGAGGCUUUGGCACACCCUGUUGUAGCGAAGCGGAAGGACAAGCAAAGACCCAGCAGCAGCCCCCUCAGCUCUGAUAGUGAAAGUGAGGAGGAAGGGAAGGAGUCUGAGCCGGAGGACGUCGGGAUGAGCGAGGAGCUGAGUCAGUCGGAGGAUGAGGCCGAAGGAGAGGGAGCUGAAAGAUCAUCAAGACAAGUGAAAGAGUCCCCCCGUGGUAACGAGCCAAAGAAACAAGUGCCCUGCAUUUUGUUGUCUGACUCCAACAGUGAAAAGAGUGAUGAAGAGAACAAAGAGGAGAACAGCGACAGUAAAUGCACCCCCAAAGGACGCAAGAAGAUCCGUGAAAUCAUCGGCAUUGAGAAUCUCUGUGCGGAGACCCAGGAAGCCCUUAGAGAGGAGCAGGAGAGAGUCAGACGUCUGGCCAGCAGAGAACAGCAGAUGGAGGACAGGAGAGAGAUUAUUGUUAUAGAGGACGAGCUGUCUCAAGUGGUGUGCCCCAUCACCACCAAGCUGGUCCUGGAUCAGGAUGAGGAGACCAAGAAGCCUCUUCUUCAGGUGCACAGGAACUUGGUGACGAAACUGAAGCCCCACCAGGUGGACGGUGUCCAGUUUAUUUGGGACAGUUGUUGUGAGUCGGUGAAGAAGGCCAACUCUUCUCCUGGGACGGGCUGUAUUUUGGCACACUGCAUGGGCCUGGGCAAGACUCUGCAGGUGGUAACGUUCCUCCACACGGUGCUGCUGUCAGAGAACCUAAAAUUCAGAACGGCCCUGGUCGUAUGUCCGCUGAACACCAUCCUCAACUGGGUCAGCGAAUUUAAGAAAUGGCAAAGCAGCAUGCAUCAGGAUCAAGUUGAAGUCACAGAGCUGGCCACAAUAAAGCCUCUUCUAGAACGAUUCAGGGCCCUGCAGCGGUGGCAUAAAGACGGAGGGGUUAUGAUAAUGGGCUAUGAGAUGUACCGCAUCCUGUCACAAGCCAAGAAAAUCCAGGAUGAGAAGUUGGUAAAAGAGUUGAAGCGCAUUCUGGUGGAUCCAGGUCCAGACUUUGUUGUUUGUGACGAGGGACACAUCCUGCGCAACGAAGGAUCCAACAUCUCCAAAGCUAUGAACGGCAUCAAGACCCAGCGGAGAGUGGUGCUAACUGGCACCCCGCUACAAAACAACCUGAAUGAGUACCACUGCAUGGUCAACUUCAUCAAGAGGAAUCUGCUGGGCUCACUCUGCGAAUUCCGAAACCGCUUCAUUAACCCCAUCCAGAACGGUCAGUGUGCCGACUCCACCGCAAAGGACGUACGGAUCAUGAAGAAGCGAGCGCAUGUGCUUCAUGCCAUGUUGGGCGGGUGUGUGCAGAGAAGAGAUUACUCUGAGUUGACGCAGUUUCUGCCUCCCAAACACGAGUAUGUGCUGGCAGUGAGAAUCUCCCCGAUUCAGUACAAGUUGUACCGCUUCUACCUCGACCACAUCACCGGUAUGGGCUCCAUGACUAACUCAGCUAAAGCAAGAGCUGGAGCAAACCUGUUCAAGGACUUCCAGGCUCUCAGCCGAAUUUGGACUCAUCCCUGGUGCCUUCAGCUCAGCUACAGCAGCAAAGAAAAAAAGAGCCAUUAUGAAAAGAAGAACAAAACGAAAGCUGCAGCUCUGCAGAGGAAUGAAACCCCUGUGGCUGCAAGUGGACUGAGAGCGGACGAGGCUAAAGGAGGGAAUAACAAUGACGGCAGUGCAGCGGUUAUUGCUGGCGUGUCCACAGGAGCUGCAGCAGUGGAAGUUCCUGUCCUCUGUGUCUUAGGAGAGAGAGCAUCCAUGAGCUCCACGUCUCAGGGUCUGGGCGAGCGCUGGUUCAAGGAUCUGGUGUCUGAAGAAGACGCCAAAAUCAUGGAGCACUCGGGGAAGAUGAUGCUCUUGUUUGAGAUUCUCCGAAUGGCUGAAGACUUGGACGAUAAAGUGCUUGUGUUCAGCCAGUCAUUGAUCUCAUUAGACCUGAUUGAGGAUUUUCUCAAGGCUUCUCACAAUGCAAGAGACCCAUCAUCAUUCAAAGCGGGCAGCUGGAUUAAAAACGUUGACUACUAUCGUCUCGAUGGCUCCACCAAUGCCAUGUUAAGGAAGAAAUGGGCCGACCAGUUCAAUAACGUCACCAAUGUUCGCGGCCGACUAUUUCUCAUCUCGACGAGAGCCGGCUCCCUCGGCAUCAACCUCGUUGCGGCCAACAGGGUGAUCAUCUUCGAUGCCUCGUGGAACCCCUCGUACGACAUCCAGAGCAUUUACAGAGUGUACCGCUUCGGCCAGCUGAAACCUGUGUUCGUUUACCGCUUCUUGGCUCAGGGCACCAUGGAGGAGAAGAUCUAUGAUCGCCAGGUGACCAAGCAGUCUUUGUCCUAUCGAGUGGUGGAUCAGCAGCAGAUUGAGAGGCACUUCACUCUUUUUGAACUGACUGAACUCUACUUAUUUGAGCCGGACCUGCUGGACGACCCAAUCUCUAAGAAAAGCAAGAGAACCACCUCCGUUUUACCAAAGGAUAAGAUCUUGGCACAGCUGUUACAGACUUGUAAAGACCAGAUAGUGUCUUUUCAUGAGCAUGAAUCUCUGUUGGACCAUAAACAAGAGGAAGAGCUUAGUGAGGCAGAACGCAAAGAUGCAUGGGACGAGUAUGAGGCCGAGUCUUCCAAACCUCCACUGAGCUUGAACCAGAAUCCCUUGGACACGAAGACCAAUGAGGAGCUAGUGGAAAUGCUGAACCGGAGCAGAGCAGAUGUGUCGCUGGCUUUCCUGUCGAUGCAGAAGACCAUGUCGCACACUAUCGACGACUACAUAUUACGAGUGCGGCAACAGUAUCCUGUGCUGCCUGAGGCGGAGGUUGUGGCCAAAGCCAUGGCCUGGAAGGUGUAUGAUGAGAAGGAACAGGAGCGAAGACAGGCCUUUUAUCAAGACAUUUUCACACAGCAGCAACGGCUCAUGAGCAGCAUUCAGGUAAUACUCAACAGUCGCAGGAUGCAAGCGGUGCUCUUGAGCACCGCAAUCCACCCUGGACCACCUCGACCAAGAGACGCGCUCCACCCCGGACCACCUUGAACAAGAGAAUAAAUCAAGUAAAUCGCAACGCUGCAUCAGCAUCAUUUCAUGAACGAAGAGUUAGCUGCUUUGUACCAAAAAUUAUUUCUAUUCCUUUUAUGUGUCCGUGACCAAGUCUUGCAAUUAUAAAAUAAAUGAACAAAAACA